Messenger RNA from Zootermopsis nevadensis, 2424 nucleotides. The record is from RefSeq and is a predicted model, not a curated record. Lineage: Eukaryota; Metazoa; Arthropoda; Insecta; Blattodea; Termopsidae.
AAUUAUUCUUGUUGUUGGUCUGAUCAUGUCAUACCUACGCUCUAGCUGACUGUGAAUUGCAUUGUAUUUGUUUUUAAUGGGGUAGGAAAUGCAUAUGUGCAAUUUUACUAUGUUGGUGGGAGUGGUAAUAUACUCUUCUUGCCAGACGUAACAAUUUAUAAUAAUUUCAAUUCAUAAAUAUCAGCCUUUAGGUUAAAUCAUUUAAGGAACACUGUGAAUGCCAUAUGAGUACAAAUAGAAGACAAUUUCAUAACUUUUCAGCUCAUAUACGUGCCGGAAUAUUCGUUUCCUGAAGCGAACUUGUACCUAACGAAAAUAACGUUUUAUGAAUGUUAUAUGAAUUUAAGAAUUUAAUUUAAAAUUGGUAGAUGUAAUGAACAGGCCAAAUCAUUAAGAACAGGUCCAAGUCCUGGAGAGUAGAAUUAUGUCCAUUCCAUUUUUCAAUAUGCCACUGAAUUUUGCGAAUGUAUGUCGACUUUGUAUGCAAGAGAAGUCUACAUUACUUUCCCUCUUCAUUGAUACAGAGGUUAAUGACCAAGUUACACCUUUACGCUGCAAAAUAAUGAGUUUGGCACCAGGUGUUAAGGUGGAUGCAUAUGAUGGUCUUCCAACUCAUGUUUGUCGACAGUGCGUAAAUCAAGUUAAUGUGUCCUACAAUUUUAAAAGGCAGUGUGAAAUCUCUGAUGCAACUUUCCGGGAGUUACUGAAAAAUCAGAGAUUAAGUUCAGAAUUUUCUGAGGGAAAAGUAAAUGUAUCCCAAAAUUCUUUAAAUCCAGCAGAAGACACUCCAGAUGUCUGGGCACUUGUAAGAGUGAAAGCCGAAUUGGCAGAUUGUCAGUCAGAUGAAAACAAUGCUGAAGGUGGAAUGGAACAAGUGUUUCCAACUGCAAUAUGUUCAUUAACAGAACAAGGUCAAGAUAUAAGUUCCACUGCAAUGGCUGAAUCACCACUUAAGGAAGGCAUAGAGGAUGUUUCAAAAACCCUUACAGAUAAUUUACAUUUAUUCCACAGAAGUAUGUCAUACAGUAUGAAAUAUGACAGGGAGUUUUCUUCUGGUGAUUAUUCCCUUGGAUCCAGUUAUAGCACACAAUUGAAAUCCCACAUUUUAAAAAAGAGAUUUGUCUGUCUGGAAUGUGGAAAGCACUUUGUACAAAAACAGCACCUUAUUUCACACAUGCGAACUCAUACAGGGGAACGGCCCUAUCAUUGUAAGGAAUGUGGCAAAACUUUUGCUCAGACUGUACAUCUUAAAAAUCAUCUAAUCACUCAUACACACUUGAAACCCUUUAGCUGUUCUGAGUGUGGCAAAUGUUUUGCGCAGAAUAUACAUUUAAAGAACCAUCUCAGCACGCAUACUGGGGAGAAGCCGUAUGGUUGUAAUUUAUGUGGUAAGACAUUUGCUCAGAAUGUUCAUUUGAAAAAUCAUCUUAGCACUCAUACUGGAGAAAAGCCAUUUCGUUGUACAGAAUGUGGAAAAACAUUUUCACAAAAUAUACAUCUUAAAAAUCACCUGAGUACACAUACUCAUGAAAAACCAUACGGCUGUAAUGAAUGUGGCAGAACUUUUGCACAAAAUAUACACUUAAAAAACCAUCUUGCUACACAUACAGGCGAGAAACCUUAUGGGUGUACAGAAUGUGGAAAGCAUUUCGCUCGGAGUGGUCAGUUGAAAGAACAUAUGAAACUUCACUUGGGCUUGAAGCCAUUUAUAUGUAUUGAGUGUGGAAAGAAGUUUGCCCAGAACAUUCAUUUGAAAAAUCACUUAGCAACCCAUGCAUCUAGAAGGAAACCAAAGGUAUGAAUUUUUAAAUGGAGUAAAAUGCUGUUAGAUGACAUGUUCUCUUGUUUAAAAAUGCAAAUUGUAUUUUAAAACAAUUCUAUUCAAGCAAUGGAAGAUUUAUAAAAUACAUUAUCUAGUGUGAUUUUCCUUUUAUAUAAUUCUUAUAUGAUAAUUUGAUACGCCUGUAUUGAGCGUGGUGUUUCAGGAAUGAAUGGUAUUUCCAUUCUUGAAUGUAAUGAAUGGUUUUAGCAAUAAAUACCUUGAGUGUUACUGAUCAUAGUUUAUGUGGUUGAACAUGUCUGCUAUGAAGCCACAUCUUCUACGAUCUGGAAGUGGAAGGCAGGAUUAGGCAUGAAAUAUUUAUUCAGUGAAUGCAGAAGCCUUGUCAUCUUUGAGUGGCAAGUAGAAGUUGGUUUGAAGAAAUGCAUUUGGCAUGGCUUUGUAUUAAUACUUGCAAAAUCUAUUUGUCUUUUUAAAAUUAUUCUUUCUUAUAAAGUUGUGUAACAGUAACAUUUGAUUUUUGAGGUUUACAAUACACAUUGUUACAAUAUAGUCAAUGGAAACUUUGUUAGAUUUUUAGAAGUAUCUUACUACAUGAGAACGACAUUGUUAGAAUUUUAAUAACAUGUAGGAUUUGAGGUUUU